This is a messenger RNA of Cajanus cajan (pigeon pea), 1610 nucleotides long. RefSeq lists its product as uncharacterized. The record is from RefSeq and is a predicted model, not a curated record. NCBI's taxonomy places the organism in Eukaryota, Viridiplantae, Streptophyta, Magnoliopsida, Fabales, Fabaceae. Gene Ontology annotation, molecular function: protein binding.
CUUCUGGCACACUCCUAGAGUGGGUCCCGCAAGAAGAAAAACAGGGUCAGAACAAAAAUAUAAAUAAAAAAAAGUCUCACAUCGAACGCAUAGCAAAUGGAGAACUACCAGUACCCGUCGUACCCGGACUCCGGCGACUCCUCGCCGCGCUCAAGAGAGAUCGACUUCGAGAACCCACCGCCGUGGGACGACCAGCAAAACCAAACCUACAAAGCAAAGUUCAUGUGCAGCUACGGCGGCAAGAUCCAGCCGCGCACGCACGACAACCAGCUCUCCUACGUCGGCGGCGACACCAAGAUCCUCGCCGUCGACCGCUCCAUCAAGUUCACCACCUUCCUCUCGAAGCUCGCGGCGGUCUGCGACACGCCGCCGCAGGAGCUCACCUUCAAGUACCAGCUCCCCGGCGAGGACCUGGACGCGCUGAUCUCCGUGACGAACGACGACGACCUCGAACACAUGAUGCACGAGUACGACCGACUCUACCGCCCUAACUCUAAACCCGUGAGAAUGAGACUCUUCCUCUUCGCACUUUCCGCAAACCCUAAUUCCUCUUUCUCCUCCGAUCGCGACGCUGUCAAAACCCCUCCCCUUCCUCCUUCCAACGUCGAUUACCUCUUCGGCCUCGACAAGGCCGUCGCUCCUCCUCCCAUCGCGCCUUCCUUCGCCGCGGUCAAGUUCCACGAUCCCGUUCCGGAGCCCGCCGCGCCGCCGCCGGAGUAUCACCCCCGCGCUCCCGCUCCCGCUCCCGCUCCGCCUCCCGUUUCCGAUCCCAACGUCAGUACACUCGAAAUUCACCGGCAGUUGCAUCAGGAGAUGCAGCGUUUGCAAGUCGCCGAGAGCGAGUACCGGAGGCGGAGCGAGGAUGGAUUCGCCGCGGGAGGGGAUUAUUACUUGCAGAAGCCGCCGGAGAAGGUUUCGCCGCCGGGAUACUGGCCGGAGAAGCAGUUCUCCGGCGAGGGAUAUCAGACCACCGUCACGACGGCUCCCGGCGGAGGUGACCAGGCGAUGUACGUUAUUCCGGCGCCGGGGACGUACUACCAUGCGCCGAUGGUGAGGCCGGCGGCGCAGGGGUACUACGCGGUGCCGAGGAUGGGUUCGGAGGGGUACCGCGAGCAGGCGGUGUACGGCGGCGUUGCGCAGCCGAAAGCGGCGUUUUCGUCGGCGGGGGCGGUUAAGGGGUCGGCGUACGCGGAGGGGUACGGCGUGGUGAGGCCUGGCGGGGUGACGGAGAAUGCGGCGUACACGCAGGUGGCGUAUGAUAGUGCGAGUGGGAGGCAGGUUUACUAUACUGCGCCGGGAGGGGUGGUGCAGUAUCAAGGAGUUGCGGAUGCGAGGCCGGUAGGGGUUUCGGUGGCCCAGGAUGGUAAGGUUGUUAACAAGGUCUCUCAUUCUCAACAAGGUUCUGUCUGAUUAUCUUUUCUUUUCUUCUUCUUUUUUUUCUUUUUUUUAAUAAUAUUACAUAAAUAUGCUUUGUUUCCUCUUGCUUAUAUAUAAUAAUACCAAUAUUGUUAGCUCAUUAUCUAUGACUAUGCUUAUUGUUUCACUUUCCUUCCAUGACUGUUAUUUCUUUAAAUAUAUUGUUAAUAGCAGAAAGGCAUGUACAUCUGGAA